CGAUUGCCUCUGUUCUUGCCUCUGCCCAGCUGGGUUAUUUGGGUCUUCGGCGUCGAGCUCGCCCCAGCUGGGCCUGUCGAUCAUUUUGCUUCAGAUUGAACUUUGAGACUGUCACACUGUGUGGGGGUUGCGGUUGAUUUCAAGUCAUCCACUGGUUUCUUUCAAUUGGAUGAAUUCUUUCACGAGAAUAAGGAUUCUUGUUCAAUCUCUGGCAGCAGAUAGAUGGAAUAUCAGCUGCGUGACCCUUAUUGGAGCUUGCCAAUGGCAAUUCAUAAUCCAUCUCAUCCCUCGUGUUGAUUCAUGUCAUUAAUGGCGCAAGUUCUAGACUUGAGAUUGGACGUAGCAGAACUCACCUCCUUUGAGCUUUGAUUUUGAUGUCGAUAUCGCAUUUUUUGCUUAAAUUAAUCAGCUUGUUGAGGUGUUAUCUCUGUUUUGCUGUUCUAUGUAGCCCUUCGCAAAACAUUAUGAAUCUGCUUUGUCGUGUCAGGGUGGAAACUAGUUGGAAACAUUACAUUAGUUGACUGCUAACUGUUCGAUGAAUGUCUUGACAGAAAUGGAGAUGCUUCCGGAUGCCAUUGUUCAAUACAUUUUGUCAUACAUGAACAAUGCCCGGGAUGUGGCAAUCUGUAAUUGUGUCUCCAAGCGGUGGAAGGACUCGACCCCUUACAUUAAGAGCCUCUACUUUCCUCGAAAUUCUUUUGACAAACUCAUGGGUCCUGAAGACCCCGAUGACAUCAUCGAGAAGAUGAUAUCCUCAAUUGCCCACCUAGAAGAGCUCGUUGUUUACAGCCCGUUCUCGAGUUCAGGUCUUGCUUCAUGGCUCUCGGUCGCAGCCACAUCCCUGAGGCACCUUGAGCUUCGAAUGGACAAUCUGGCCGAACACAAUCCCUCGUUCGAGGGCCCCACGAAGAUGGACAGCGUUGGAGUCGCAAAGAAUUUGGAGUCCCUGAAGCUGUGGGGCGUCCUGAUGACCCAGCCACCCAAGUGGGAUGCAUUCCCCAUGCUCAAGAGUCUAGAGAUUGUGGGGGCGAGAUUGGAGGACCAAGCUCUGUCCUCGGCCCUUCAGGCAUGCCCUCAUUUGACAAAGUUGUUACUUCUUGGCUGCGAGGGAGUGAGAUCAGUAUCACUAGAGUUGCCUUAUUUGGAGGAAUGCAAGCUCGAUUUCUAUGGAAUGGGAAACUGCUCACUCUCGCUUACUUCUCCAAGGAUUAGGUUGCUUGAGGUCCAAGGUUGUAGUUGGAUUAGAGUUUGCCAGACCAACUGCUUGCAUAAUCUUUCUAUAUCUAACAAUUCUGGGAGGGUCGAUAUUGUUGAAUUUGGAGAUCUUGCUGCCCUCGAAAUUUUGUGCAUCAGAGGGGUCCAGUGGUGUUGGGAUGCAAUAAGCAAAAUGCUCAAAUGGGCAAGCCAAGUGAAACACUUGUACAUGAAAGUGGAGUUCACUGGAGAUUUCGAGGCGCUCCAACCUUUUCCCGAGGUCGAUCUGGUCGACUUCUUCAAUAGCCACCCGAAGCUUAGAAAGUUCGACGUCCAUGGAGCUAUGUUUGCUGCUCUCUGUCAAAAGAACAGCCUCAAGAAUGUAGAUACAGGCUUCACGAUUCCUUGCUUGGAAGAGGUGGUCAUUACCGUGAGGUCUCCCUUGAACGCGGAACAGAAGAUGAACACUCUCGAGUCGUUAAUAAAGUAUGGGAAGAAUCUCAAGACAAUGGUGAUAAAGAUUCUUCAGAUGAAGAGCUGUCACAAUAGCACGGACGACUUCUUUGAGGAGGUCUGCAGGUUUAAAUACUUAAACCGCAAGAUAGUUCGCAUCGAAUAAAGCUCGGUAAGAGCUAAUUCUUUUCCCGAUUGCUGUACCUGCAAUUCCAUUCUUCAUGUAACUCGCAGUUUUGACAAUGUUCUAAUUGAGACUUCAAUCAAAUCAAACUGGAUCAUGAAAGCACAUUCAAAAGCGUCUUCAGUUA
Punica granatum (pomegranate) is the source of this 1958-nucleotide messenger RNA. The record is from RefSeq and is a predicted model, not a curated record. Lineage: Eukaryota; Viridiplantae; Streptophyta; Magnoliopsida; Myrtales; Lythraceae.